AUGCAUUAUGGAAAUGGAGCUUUUAUUGUUUACUUAUUUGAACGGCUGUGCGAACUGUCGGAGGAGGAGCUGGGGGACCUGCUGGCGGCCGCGCAGAGUGUGGGGUGGCUGCUGAGCUGUCGAUACACCCGAGACGCCCUUACGGUGUCUCUACAGGAUGGAGCAGCAGCAGGACAAUCUGUCCCUCACUUUCAUUUGCACAUUUUGCCGAGACACCCGGGGGACUUCGAGCCCAACGACGAGGUGUACAGACACCUCGAGCGCACCUCCCAAGCGCCCCCCAGCCCCAGAACCGACUGUCCAGACAGACCGGCGCGCACGCAUGAGGAGAUGGCAGCAGAGGCCGAAGACCUCCGCGUUUUUGGCCAAGAACUCAUAAAGAAAAUGAAGCAGCAGCAGCAGCAGCAGCAGCAGGACCUGCAGCAGGAGCAGCAGUAG
Eimeria tenella is the source of this 438-nucleotide messenger RNA. Its product is annotated as BIS(5'-nucleosyl)-tetraphosphatase, putative. The record is from RefSeq and is a predicted model, not a curated record. NCBI's taxonomy places the organism in Eukaryota, Apicomplexa, Conoidasida, Eucoccidiorida, Eimeriidae. Gene Ontology annotation, molecular function: catalytic activity. The transcript is spliced from 3 exons. The coding region runs from base 1 to 438 and encodes 145 amino acids.